Molecule: messenger RNA, 894 nt
Organism: Ostertagia ostertagi
Lineage: Eukaryota; Metazoa; Nematoda; Chromadorea; Rhabditida; Trichostrongylidae
Source: the annotation of a GenBank genome assembly
AUGUUCGAGGAAAAGCUCAUCGUCGGCGUGGCUUCGGCCUGCUCCACACUGGCCAUCGUUGCCUGCCUCAUUGUGGUCCCAUCGCUCUACAACACCAUCAACGAGAUCCACGAUGAAGUCCUCGACGGCGUCUCCGUGUUCCGCGUCGAGACCGACUCCGCUUGGAGCCAGAUGAUGAACUUCCAAGUAGCCGUUGCUCCUCCAAGCAAGCCACGUGAGAAUCCCUUCGGCUCCAUCUUCCGUAACAAGAGACAGGCCCUGCCAUCUUACUGCCAGUGCACGCCUCCAACAGUCAACUGCCCACCUGGACCAGCUGGACCUCCCGGACAGCCCGGAGCACCUGGACAACCUGGAUCACCUGGUCAGCCUGGAGAGGACGCCACUACCACCUACGCUCCCAUCAACUGCCCCCCUCCAGACACCGGUUGUGUCACUUGCCCACCUGGACCACCUGGACCCCCCGGACCAGAUGGAAACCCUGGAGGCCCAGGACCCAACGGAAACCCAGGACAAGCUGGAUCACCUGGACAAGAUGGACAGCCAGGACCCUCCGGACCUCCCGGAGACGCCGGAUCACCAGGAAACCCAGGAGGAGAUGGACAACCUGGACAGCCCGGACAGGACGGCACCACCUCAACCAACACCCCCGGAGGACCUGGACCUGCUGGACCAGCUGGAGCCCCAGGAAAUGCUGGAGGACCCGGACAGCCAGGAAACGCAGGAAACCCAGGAGCCCCUGGACCAGCUGGACAGCCCGGAGCUCCUGGACAGCCAGGACCCAACGGUACUCCUGGAAACCCAGGAGGCACAGCACCUCCCGGCGGCGACGCAGCUUACUGCCCAUGCCCACCUCGCUCAGCUGCAUUCGUGUCUCGUCGCGUUGCCAAGCACUAA